UCGAACGCUCGCGAGUUUGGCUUCCGCAAUUCUUUCCUUUUGGUCAUUCUACCCUUGUGCACUCCGCUAAUGGUGCUGUUCCUUUCAACUUUUACGUUUCCAGCACUUGAAUUCCCUCAUCUUCUUUGAAUCUUCAAUUGUCAAUUGAUCGAGCCGUCCAACGGGUUUCCUUACGGGAGGUCCUUCGGUAUGCUCAGAUUCUUCUAGCUAAUCCAUGCACGCUUUUUCAAUCCUCACGCUUGGGAUCUUUAUAGCGGGAUAUAUUACUGCGCGGUGGGAUCUGGUUACUCGGUUGUAUGAGCUUGCCAUCUUUGCUUGGGAUCACGGAGUUGUUACUCGUGCAACCAAAGGUUUUGCAAUCCUCUCGGUCUUCUUCUUCCUGCUCAUCCUUCCUGCUGAGCGACUCGCGGCUCACGAAACAAUCUUGCAUCCUCGAGUUGAGGGCGGCGUUAUUAUGCUCGGAGGUCACAAAUUGAUGAGAGUUUUCUGGCCAUUGGAUAUCAUUCGAACUGCCUCUACAGGUGUCAUUGUUGGCUGGAGGAAUUCCGAUCUGGACAUUGUAGUCGUUACGGUCCUGGAAGAUGUUGAAGCACGGAGCGUCGAAAAUGCGCUUCGAAUUGGUACGCUUUUUCGCGGAAGCCCACACCCAGUUGGACGAAUAUACCAGCUUUGUGGUAAGGUAUCGAUGCAGGUGUUGGGAACGCUGAACCCUUCCAACCCACCACCGACGACUCUAUUCAACUCGUCGCAUAUAUUUGCCUUCACAAAUGCUUCAUCGCAGCCCCCUCGGAUUCAUUGUCCCCAGGACUCCGCCAUUAGCGUGCAAAUCAUAUUGUUCGAGAAGCCUCAUCCGACUCGCAUGCAAUUCAUGUCUCUCAAUCCCAUGUCUUUGGCGCUUGACGACAAACCCGGUCAUGCGGUGAACGGCUCUACUGCUUUGGACAGCGUCGAUCUAGAAGCUGAAAAGGAAAGACAGCGGAAAUCCCGGCUCGUUGAAAAGAUCGGUUUGCAUACAGUCGUUCGACAUCCCCCAUCUGAGAAGGAGCUGGCCCUCCCGGCAAUACUCACCCAGAUCAACUGUUCGUUCGAGAUGGGUGCAUUGCUUCGAAAAAACAUUGGGCUGGUAGGUGUCAGACCGCGGCGACAUCUGAGUGUCAGUGAGAGGGUGGUUGAGUCGGCAACGACCAUGUGGGAUAAUGCUAUUCUUGGGCUAACAAACUCGAUCACCAUUUGGUUGCUACCAAUCCUCAUCAAAGUGUUCAUAGUCUUUCUCGUUUUCCAUCGCGCCAUGGCAGAAUUGAUCCUCAGGGUCUUGGAAUGGCGUUUAAGGCCGGAAUUUGCUGCUCUGAAGGACAUAUCUGCUACCGCUCAGCAAGUCGACAUUCGGUUGCAGCAGUUUUGCUACUGGCCUAUACAGUAUCUCACAUUACGGAGUCGAAAAGACGAUUGGGAAAGUAUUACGGAUAGCCAUCCCGAUUAUAUACGAUUCUACAACAGCCUUUGGCUUGUCGCAAACGAUGUAAUUAUCGGCAUCGCUCUCGGAUCGUACAUUAUUGAGAAUGCGGAAUGGGUUGCAUAUCAGAUUGAUAGUAUUCUCUCAUCCUGGACCAUUGAGGGGCUUCAAAGAAUGAUAUCAUGGUUGAUGUUUUGGCCAGCGGGCUUAAAGCUCAAUACUGAAUUAGCUGCAUUCCUUGGCGAUUUGUUCCUCUGGGUUAUAGAUUACUGGGCAGGCUGUGUGGCGAACCUGCGACCACUCCUGCCUCAGGUGAUUUAUUUUAUCGGAUUCUCCAGCUUCGCUGGCGCCAGCGUCCCUAUAGCUCUCUUUUCGGAUCUCCUUUCUCUGCUCACGUUGCACAUCUACUCCUUUUAUAUCGCUUCAGCACGUAUCUAUAACUGGCAGCUGACGAUCAUUAUCUCAUUGUUUCAUCUCUUUCGGGGAAAGAAGCGUAAUGUGCUCCGUAACCGAAUAGAUUCUUGCGAUUAUGAUCUUGAUCAGCUUCUACUGGGGACAAUUCUGUUCACACUCUUGUUCUUUCUGCUUCCAACUGUCGCCGUCUUUUAUCUAACUUUUGCGUCGGCUCGAAUGAUAAUCAUCUCUCUCAAGGCUGCAUUAGAUACCCUUUUGGCCUGCUUGAACCAUUUCCCCCUUUUUGCACUUAUGCUUCGAGUCAAAGAUUCUAAACGGCUACCUGGAGGCAUUCGUUUUGAGCUUUAUGAUACCCAAACUGCGUCAACUUCUUUGCGCCAGGAGUCUAAUAUGCCACGAACUUCGUACAUUAGGCUGAAGUCUGUCCCACUUUCUCUACGCGCAAUGUUCCAACAAUAUUUCCAGCUCGGUCAUCGCUUACGCAAACAUUACUUGGCACCACAUGUCAGUUUCUGUCUUGUCACUGGGCGUUUCGUCCCACCAAUACAUCGCCGAAAUCUCUACAGUUUACAGUACAGCAUGCUUCCUGCUACACGGGCCAGCAUUGCCGAAGUGUGGAAGAGACUUACAGAAAGGCCAGCCAAAGCAACGCGUGUCAGAGUGUCGCAAGGCAACAUAAAUUCGCGGCGCGGCUACAAGGAAAGCGCAAUAUUUUGAUCAUAUUAUUUCAGGUAUAUUAAAUGAGAACAAUUUUUCUCGUUCACGAUUUCAAAGUGACAAAUAUUUUUCCAAUGUGGUCUUGAAGAGUUUAAUAUUUUCAGUGAUCAACUUUAUUGCUAAGACUACAGUUAAUUCUACCUGGACACCGCCUAAUACUUGAUCAAUAAAUGGAGCUGCGAUGUUAGCCAGGUCUGCAAAAAUAACAACGAAGAAAAUAUGAAAGGGUCUAGCUUCACUUAUCUCGUCACACAUGAUCCUUAAACCAACGCUGUCUCUGGCUCGCAUAACCACCCCACCAACAGUCUUCGCAAAUCGUCCAUCUCGUCGCGUCGCGAGGAAACAAAGGCAUCCUGUUCAGUCAGUAUGCAUGGAAAUUCUGCAAAGAAAGAAAUACAAGAGGAGAGCAAAAAAGGAAUACAAAAGAAACCUUCACUUACCGCUGAGCGACUUACCUUUUCCCUUGGCCUCCUUGACCAUUGACCCCAAG
This is a messenger RNA of Xylona heveae TC161, 3074 nucleotides long. Its product is annotated as N-acetylglucosaminyl transferase component Gpi1. The record is from RefSeq and is a predicted model, not a curated record. Bases 215 to 2584 code for a protein of 789 amino acids. Gene Ontology annotation, cellular component: endoplasmic reticulum; membrane. Gene Ontology annotation, biological process: GPI anchor biosynthetic process. The transcript has 8 exons. NCBI's taxonomy places the organism in Eukaryota, Fungi, Ascomycota, Xylonomycetes, Xylonales, Xylonaceae.